This is a messenger RNA of Thrips palmi, 788 nucleotides long. RefSeq lists its product as uncharacterized. NCBI's taxonomy places the organism in Eukaryota, Metazoa, Arthropoda, Insecta, Thysanoptera, Thripidae. The coding region runs from base 150 to 728 and encodes 192 amino acids. The record is from RefSeq and is a predicted model, not a curated record. The transcript is spliced from 3 exons. Gene Ontology annotation, cellular component: nucleus. Gene Ontology annotation, molecular function: histone methyltransferase activity.
UCAUCAGCACAACAGGAAGUGAGAAGAAGAAAUCUGGAAGAACUGAAUGCACUUGUUUAUUUGCAAAGACCACAUGGUUCCUCAUUCUAGUCCAAGCUUUCAGAAGUGUUCAGAAGUCAACCCAAGUCAACCCAGCUAAAAUCGAAAUUAUGUGCAACUGCAAAAAAACACUCUGCAGUACAAAGCAGUGUAAGUGCAGGAAAACUAGCACCUUCUGCUCUGAGGAAUGUGGAUGUUCGGAGGACCGUUGCCAAAACCGACCAGAGGCUGAAGAUGCAUCGCAAAGUGAAGAGGCUGGUGCUGAAGAUGCAUCGCAAAGUGAAGAGGCUGGUGCUGAAGAUGCAUCGCAAAGUGAAGAGGCUGGUGCUGAAGAUGCAUUGCAAAAUGAAGAGGCUGGUGCAGCUGCGAAGGCUCUGGCUUGGGCGGAUCUUUGGAAGUCAGUUGACAGUGAGAGAGAACUGCUGGAAUCAAUAUCUCACUUCAGAGUCAUGCCCAAAAGACUUGCAGCGAUCAUGGAAAAGAGGAAAGGAGACUUUGAUGAGAUGACAGCAUUGCUCGCAGAAAUGAAUGGCUUAUCAAUGGCAAAUGCUGAAGAACUCACUGAAGGCGAAUGGAAAUUAUUUGAGCAACAAUUGGUCCAGUGCACAAAAUGUGAGCGCAAAUUUCAUCAGGAGAGAAUUGAAAAACAUGAAGGCAUUUGCCAGCGGAGAACGUUUUUAAAACAAUAGUAAUGUUUCUUGUGUAAUGUAACGUUGUAAUGUUGUAAUGUCGUAACGUUGUAAUUUUGU